Messenger RNA from Zingiber officinale, 495 nucleotides. RefSeq names its product 36.4 kDa proline-rich protein-like. The transcript has a single exon. The record is from RefSeq and is a predicted model, not a curated record. The coding region runs from base 1 to 495 and encodes 164 amino acids. Lineage: Eukaryota; Viridiplantae; Streptophyta; Magnoliopsida; Zingiberales; Zingiberaceae.
AUGGAGGCUACCAAGUCCCAAGCCCUCUUCGUCGCCUCCAUGCUCCUCGUCUCCUUCUUCCUCCUCCUCCUCCUCCUCCUCCCCCCUCUUGCUUAUGCCUGUGCUGAUUGUCCUCCUUCCUCGAAAUCCAAAUCCCCCGUCGUCGGUAAACCUCCCGUAAUCCCUCCACCAAUCACAGUGCCUCCACCGAUAACCGACCUUCCUCCGGUGAUAAAUCCGCCUCCGGUAGGCGGAAGCACGCUGUCCCCUACGCCCCCUCCAGUGAUGAAUCCUCCUCCGGCGAGCUUCCCUGUGGACAGGUUCAAGGUUUGGGCAAGGGUGGACUUGUUCGGCGGCCGUGUCCACAUCGAGGUCGGCGAUCCGGCGGCCAACCAGUUCUCCCAGAUGCCGCAGGGUAUAGUGGAUCCGGAGGACGCCGUCUGCCUCUGCGCCGCCAUCAAGCUCAAGCUCCUCAGCCUCAACGUCUACCUCGCCCUCCAGCUCCCCCUCGCCUGA